UCUAAAAGCAAACACUUCUCUCUCUCUCAAAGCAAACACUUCUCUCUCUCUCAAAGCAAACACUUCUCUCUCUCUCUCUCUCUCUCUCUCUCUCUCUCUCUCGGCCCUAACGUAGAAAUGGAAGAAGCAGGCGUAUCUUUCUCCCCAAGUUUCAACUUCUACUCUUCCAAUGGAUUUGCCGAAAAACCCACCGAAGUGCCCGACGGGAUGAAUCCGUCGGAAACCUGGACCGACGUCGAUGAUGAUUUCGAAUUCGCUUGGUUAAGUAGCGAUUAUGAUGUCACCGCCGACGAGAUCUUCAGAGAGGGACAAAUUCGUCAGAUUUUCCCCAUUUUCAACCGCGAUCUCCUAACGCGUAACGAUAUUCGGGACCAAACCGAUGGUGUAAAGCCGACCGAAUUGACUCUGAGACUUCUGUUGGAGAAAUCGGUCGUUGAUGAUGAAUUAGACAGUGUACCGGCGGGAACGUACUGUGUAUGGAGGCCAAAAGUAGUCGAAAAAUCGCCGAGUAGAUGCAAGAAGAGCAAUUCGACAGGAACGACGGCAUCAAAGCAGUGGAAGCUUCGCGAUUUGUUGCACCGUCGGAGCAACAGCGAAGGCGGCAAGGAGGACUCGUUCGUGUUCCUCACCCCGAAGCACGGAGAGCAGAAGGCCGAGAUACAGGGGACGGUCGAGGCUCAGAAGAAGGCGGAAAAAGUGAAGGCGAAGACAGUGUCGGCUCACGAAGCGUUUUACGUACGGAAUCGAGCGUGGAAGCAGGGAGAGAAGAGGAAGUCGUAUCUUCCGUACAGGCGAGACCUCGUAGGGUUCGGGUUCUUCGCUAACGUCAACGCGUAUGGGAAGGCCUUCCCUCCUUUCUGAAAAGAACCCUACGAGGUCUUGCCCUCUACGGAAGAUCAAAUUUUUUUCACACUCUGUUUCUUUCUUUGGCUACGGAGUCUAUUUGUGCAUAAUCUCAUGAACGCAGUUUUGCACUUUUGCUCCAUUUGGUUUAAUCCUUCGAUCUUCUACUCAGCAGGGCUAGUGUUGCUUCUUAGGAUAUGUAGAUAAGGCUAGCAACACUAAAGCACAACAUGUAAUCUCAUUUGACAUCUAUUAUAGAGUUUCAAAGACUGUACGUAUGCUUUUGAUCA
Molecule: messenger RNA, 1133 nt
Organism: Rhododendron vialii
Lineage: Eukaryota; Viridiplantae; Streptophyta; Magnoliopsida; Ericales; Ericaceae
Exons: 1
Coding region: 118-861 (247 amino acids)
Source: RefSeq, a predicted model, not a curated record